CCUCGCCGACUUGUCACCGGAUGUCUCGUUUGCCGGUUGGAAUAGAGCACAAGUGCGCACCGCAACAGCCUUCCAAAACCGGGUAACAAAAAGGGGCUCACGCUUGAACUGGUGGCUUUGGAGCGUUUUGUAGAUGUAGAACUUAUAUUGCAUCAAUCGUGACGUUCCAAGAUGACCCAUGGUAGUUUUGACUUGUUGGAAGCGCACGGGAAUCCGUCACCGAGUGCGUUUGUGCCAGAAAGUGGUUUCCUGAGGGACUUGUCGGCGGGUAGUUGUUCCUGACAUGAAAACGAGACCGGCGGGGAUCGGCAAUGUCAAUGCCGACUGGAUGGGUUUGCUUCCCUCCAAACUCAGUGCCAUGCCCCUCAAACACCUCGCCGUGCCAGGGUCCCACGAUUCCUUCACCUACUGGGUGGAUGUGCAGGCUCCUGUGGGACCUGAUCAGAAGGUUUAUGUGAAGUACCUGGCCACCAUGUUCAGUGUCUUAGCCAAGAAGGUCAUGGUGAAGUGGUCCAUGACACAGAACUUGACUUUUAUGGAGCAGCUGGAUGCAGGAAUUCGCUACUUUGAUCUCAGGGUGUCCUCUAAACCAGGGGAGCCUGGAAAUGAGAUCUACUUUAUUCACGGCCUUUUUGGACACAAGGUGAGGGACGGCCUGUUAGAAAUCAAUUCUUUCCUAAGCAAACACAAGAAAGAGGUGGUGUUUCUGGACUUUAACCAUUACUAUGCAAUGGAGGCAGAGCACCAUGUGUACCUCCUCGGUAUGCUCCAGGAAGUGUUUGGCAGCAAGCUGUGCAACAACUGUGCUGUGGAGAGCAUCACUCUGGACUACCUCUGGGACAAGAAGUACCAGGUCAUCGUGUUCUACCAUCAUCCGUCAGGCCAGGGCAACCCAGUCAUGUGGCCUGGCAACAAGAUCCCCGCUCCCUGGGCGAACACCACCGAACCCAACAAGCUCAUACAGUUUCUGGAAACUACACUGAAGGAAAGAGCCAAGCAGGGAUCCUUCCAUGUGUCCCAGGCCAUCCUUACACCCAGAGUCAACACUGUGGCCAAGGGCUUGGUCUGGGGGCUACGCAACUACCUGGUAGAGAGAAACCUGCCAACCAUCAUGUCCUGGGUUGCAGCUCAGAGACCAGGAGUGGACGGGGUCAACAUCAUCACCUCUGACUUUGUGGAGCUCACUGACUUUGCCAACAUUGUCAUCAAACUGAACAACCUGCUGCUGUCCGAACAGGACCGCAAAGCAAGAUGACACAUGUUUUGACAACUGGACCAAGGUGUGCUGAUCCACAAUGUUGUGAUGGUUGGAAGUCUAUAGAUUAUAUAUUCUAUUCUAAUAAUGACUUGAAUUAUAUUUUUUUUAGGGUUUCACUGUCUUACUGAAGGAUGCUCAACAUUAAGCAUAGGCAGGGAUACCAACAAACCUCUGAAACAAAGCCUUUUAAAGUUUCAGCAAGUCAUCAGCUAAUUUCCAGAGUUUUGGUUGUAGUGGAGUCUCUCAGCCCAGAUACUAUAAACAAAGUCCAAAACAGGAUUUUUUUUUCCAUCUUCAUGAUGCUGACCAUGUCAUACCAUGGCUCUGGUUCCAUAUUCCUGUCCCUAUAUUCCCUUUUCGGAAAAAUUAUUCUAUUAAUAAUCUAAUUGUUAGAUUGACAGUUGCUGUACCUGUUACCUGCAUGAUUAUAUGACUAAUUUUAUGACUAUUUGAGUAAGGUUUUACAUCUCAGGUCCUUCAGUGGCAGUUUUGGACUUUUAUUUCCAAGUUUUGCUACUGAUAUAACAGCUGUUGCAUUUGUUACCUUUAUUUUGAAAUGUUUUGAUUCCAUUAUUUAGUUUUUGCAAUUAUGACAAGGAUCACUUGUUGAAAUGCUAUAUGUAUUCUAAGUAUUUUUGGCAGCACUACAUAUGCACAGAUAAAUAUACUGGGAUAAAGGGAUUUGGCCAAAUUUUGUGUUUAGAAGCUAGCAGUAUAUUUAGUUUAGAAUUUUUGAAAGAAAAUGCUCAACAUGCUGGCAAGGUACUUUGUUUACAAUGCAUUUCAAGCACACUAAUAACUGUUAACACUUGGUAUGUGAGCUAAAGUUGGCUUUUUAACAGCACACUUGGUGUUUUUCUAGUAAUGAAAUGAACUUAAGGGAAAAGUACUGGCUGCACUUUUCUGGAUAUUUUUGUUUCUAAAGCAAUUUAUUGUGAAGUAGGAGCCCACUGUACCAACGCUGUCUAAACACGUACAACAUUUUACAAGAGAUGCAGACAGUGGCAUCUUUAGGGGGAUUAUAUAGGGAGAGAAGCCAAAAAUGCAGGGAGUCGGUGCCACAAUUCCCAUAAAACACAUGCACCGAUAUGAACACACAGCUAUAAAUGUUUAUGUUUGUAGUAUGUUUGCUUGGUAUUUUUCACUUCCACUGUUUAGAGAUGCAGAAAUAGGAACUCCAGUUAAAGGUAUGUUGGCAAAAUGCAAAGACAAGUCAGAGUAUAUGACCACGCAUAGUGUAUGUGGAGUCAUAAAACACAACAUAUAUACUUAAAGCAGACGAGCAAUGGAAAAAAUGACCCAAGUAUUGUUGUCUGAAAAGUUUUGCAUGUGUGUCUGCAUGAGUUUGCAUCACUCUGUGUGUGUGCCUUGCGGGCCCACUGAUUACUACGCAUGACAUAGAGUGUAGUGCAGUGACAGCCACCCUGCAUUCUUGUGGUCACAGUGGGGAAAGCAGAGGAGAGCGAGAUAGCAGAGGAGAAGUGAUUUACACAGCUGAGACAGAAAGAAAGAGUGAAAAACAGAAUCUAGACUUAGAAGGAAGAGUAAGAAAGAUUACAGACUCCGACGAGGACCAAGUGUCAGACAAAAAGGGAAGAAUUCAGUCAGAAAGCUACACUUGUACUGUGAUAAGCAGACGGAGCAGCAGUGUCAUCUAAAAGGGAAAUAAAAGUUGUUUUUUUUCAUCA
Messenger RNA from Amphiprion ocellaris (clown anemonefish), 2946 nucleotides. RefSeq names its product phosphatidylinositol-specific phospholipase C, X domain containing 2 (gene plcxd2). The transcript has 8 exons. Bases 284 to 1255 code for a protein of 323 amino acids. Gene Ontology annotation, molecular function: phosphoric diester hydrolase activity. Gene Ontology annotation, biological process: lipid metabolic process. The record is from RefSeq and is a predicted model, not a curated record. Lineage: Eukaryota; Metazoa; Chordata; Actinopteri; Pomacentridae.